CUCACAGCGAGCGGCCUUGGCCCUCUUCCCGUUGCCUCAUCCAUCCCUAUCUGCCCCUCUCUUCCUUUCCACCCAGAUGUCGGCAGAUCUGUGUUCCAUGGCUAACGGUGAGCUGAAGCGUCAGGAGCGAGGCCAGCAGCGACAGCUCUCGCUGAGGGUGCAGGUCACUUGGCAGGUCACUGAUGAGAUGACCAGACGGAGGCAGGGGAGAGAACGCCGAGAAUACACACGGCUCUCAUUGUGCGUGUCUGUUUAUGCAGGUUGCGAAGGGGAUGUCAUUGCGCCUUGAGGCGUUGGCCGUGGCAGAUCAAUUCAUUGAUGGUGAGAAAAAGCUGCCGAGCGGGCAGGAUGGUGUGUCAAAGGCUGAACAGGCUCUUGCUGAAUUCUGGAGCAUUAUGACGUAUGCCCGCUUCCUGCACUCGAAUUUUAUGGUUAUAAGGUCCCUUGGACACGCUAUCGGAUGGGUGAUUUUGUUGGCUGCGUGGGAAGCUGCCACGCAGCGCAGGAAGCAGUGUGUGCAGUAGUCAGUGUGAAUGCACAGACCAGUAUAUCAACAGCGAUAAUGUAGUA
Molecule: messenger RNA, 570 nt
Organism: Vitrella brassicaformis
Lineage: Eukaryota; Vitrellaceae
Source: the annotation of a GenBank genome assembly